This is a messenger RNA of Cucurbitaria berberidis CBS 394.84, 1345 nucleotides long. RefSeq lists its product as uncharacterized. The transcript has 2 exons. The record is from RefSeq and is a predicted model, not a curated record. NCBI's taxonomy places the organism in Eukaryota, Fungi, Ascomycota, Dothideomycetes, Pleosporales, Cucurbitariaceae. Bases 253 to 1155 code for a protein of 300 amino acids.
UGGAUCCGACGCCCACGUACAAAAGUGCCGUUAUAAAUUGACUAUGGACCUCCCACAAUUCUGGUUAAUCACAAAUAUCUCCGCACUCAAAGUACUUUCACAGAAACCAGCGAUAGCUCAACUAGGGCGCAGGCGCUUUGAAAAUCCUCCCACAAUUCUGGCAACUAUCCAAAACACAUUCCUGGCGACUUCCCUCUGGUUAUAAAACUGCAUCUUUAUAUCUCUCUCGUUUUUAUCAAUCAAUCAAUCACGAUGUAUAUCUUUUGUUCCGGCUUCAUUGCCGUCCUUGCCUAUGGCUCCACUGUCGUUGCUGCGCCGGCAGCAAACACCUGUAAUCCUGUCGACGCUGUCUACGCGAUAUUGAAAGGAUCUUUGAAAAAUCAAGCAUCAUCUUUCUGUCUCGACUUUCUCGGGGGGCACAAAACAGUUCAGUCAACUAAGACCAUUCCUGUAACUGGUGCAGGGAGAACUGUCACUAUCACUAACCCCGACCAAACUCAAACCGCAAACAUUGACGUUACGAAUGUUAAUCGAGUUACGAGCACUAUCGACCAGACCGCAGCAAACCCAACCACCACUACUACUGUCACCGUUACUGCAGGCACCAGAACCAUCUACCAAAAACGUGGCGUCGUUCCCACUCAGCUCAUUGCCUUCGCCUCCUCUCGCAUUUCGAGUGCAUGUAGCUGCAUUGUCACUCCGACCACCAAAACAAUCACCAAUACUCAAGUUCAGACUGUCAAUGGGCCUCAAGCUAUUCAAACAGAAGCCGGAAGACUUGUCACCGUUACCGUCACCAGAACCGUACAGAUCACUUCCGAAGACACUGUCACUAAGACAGUCAGUCCGGCUGGAACCGAUGUGCAGACUGUUGCCACGACCGUUACACCUAUUCUCGUCAAGCCCAAGAUAUGCAAUGCGAAAGGCCUCCCCGGCCCAAACGCUUUCAACUAUGACGCCAACUUCAACACCAACCAGGCAGCCUGUAUCGCGUCAUGCAAGCCCGAUAAUAGGUGCUUAGCUACUGGGUUCUACAUCGUGACUGAUCCUAGUACAGGUACGCAGACUGGUACUUGCCGCAAGUAUGACAAGUCUGUCACCGACUCAGCGGAUCUUGGUUUUGGUUAUUACAACUUCAACGAUAAGGCUUGUUAAAGUUUCCUCUACUAUUUUCAUUUAGGAAUAUUCUUAAAGUCUUCGGCUAGUUCCCUUUCAAAAAAACGUAUUAAUAUAGUAAUGGAUCUGUGUUUUACGCGCUCUUAUCUUUUGUUACUUAAUGCAGCUUAUACAGACUCUAAAUAGUACACAUAUGAUACAAUUAUAUGUUAGGAACGCAGAGGGCAUG